AAGAGAAAAAAAAUUGUAAUCUAUUUAGGGACGGAGGUAAUAUAUAGUACGAACGAGUAUAACCCACUCCCACUACUCACUCACUACACACACCUACUGAAUCACUGGCUCCCUUUCCCUUUGCUCCCCCGUCUAAAUUAAAACUUCUCUCCCACUACGCCUAAAUUAAUGGAGGACGGUGGCGGAGUAUCAUACCAUUCUCGCCUCCGUUUAGCGAUUCCUUUUUUCUUAUCCGGACUUUUAUGGAUCUUACCACCGGCAAUGGCAUCUUCGUUUGGGAUCAACUACGGCCAGGUGGCAAACAAUCUGCCUCCUCCGGAGAAGGUGGUGCCGCUAGUGAAAGCCGUCGGAGCCACCAGGCUGAAGCUCUACGACGCGGAUCCCAAAGUGCUCAAGGCUUUCGCCAACACAAGCGUGGAGUUCGUUGUGAGCAUCCCCAACGAGGACCUGGCCGGAAUCAGAGAUCCGGCCAAGGCCGAAGCUUGGGUGAAGCAGAACGUGGAGGCGUACUUGCCGGCGACCAGAAUCGCCUGCAUCGCCGUCGGAAAUGAAGUCCUCACCCUCAACGACACCGCCCUCUCCGGCAACCUGCUCCCGGCGAUGCAGAGCAUCCACACAGCCCUCGUGAAUCUGGGCCUGGACGCCAAAGUCAAAGUCACCACCGCGCAUUCGCUGGCCGUGCUCGAGACCUCGUAUCCGCCCUCCGCCGGGUCAUUCCGGCCAGAUCUGGUCAAAUGCAUCUGCAGGAUCCUGGAAUUCCAUUCCAAAACCGGGUCGCCGUUUCUGAUCAACGCCUACCCGUAUUUCGCGUACAAGGCUAAUCCGAAGCAGGUGUCCCUCGAUUUCGUGCUCUUCCAGCCCAACGACGGGAUCGUCGACCCCAAAACCAAUCUCCACUAUGACAAUAUGCUGUUUGCCCAGAUCGAUGCGGUCCACUCGGCGCUGGGGCCGCUGGGGUACAGGAACGUGUGCGUCCAGAUCUCGGAGACCGGGUGGCCGUCGAAGGGGGACGCGGACGAGGCCGGAGCUACGCCGGAGAACGCCAGGAAGUACAACUGCAACCUUAUGCAUCUGGUGACUCAGAAGAAGGGAACUCCGAUGCGGCCCCAAGAAGAACUGAACAUCUUCGUGUUCGCCAUGUUCAACGAGAACUUGAAGCCCGGGCCGGCUUCAGAGCGCAACUACGGCCUGUUCGAGCCUGACGGAACUCCGGCAUAUUUUCUCGGUAUCACCAUCAGUACCAACACCACCGGCGGUUCUGGAGGUAGUACUGCUACCGGGAAUAAUAGCCCACCGGCAUUCCUGCCGCCGCCGUCAACUUCAUCUCCACCGGAUCCCUCGGCUUCGGGAUAUCUGUCCAUUUCUUCAGAUUCGGUUCGUCUUCUUAAGCUUUGCUCUAGAGUCAGAGUCAUCCUAGGUGCAAUUUUACUUCAUCAAGUUUUGUCCUGAUAUGUGUGAAACUAUGUCGCUCAGAAUAAAAGCAGAUAAUGACUUGGUGGGAAUGUUAGAUGUUUUUCUUUCCUCCAUUAAGUGCUUUACUUUUUGGUCCAUUCUUGAUGUAGAUUAUUAUGACACCAAACAAGAGUUCAUCAAUUUGCUGGUUGAGUUUUGUUUAUAAAUGGCUCAAGGAUGA
Molecule: messenger RNA, 1633 nt
Organism: Cuscuta campestris
Lineage: Eukaryota; Viridiplantae; Streptophyta; Magnoliopsida; Solanales; Convolvulaceae
Source: the annotation of a GenBank genome assembly